UGGGACGUGCGUGUGUGGUACUUGCUUGUGCUUUGCCCGGGCAUCUUGUCCAGUCGGAACGCCAGGCCAAGACACUACGCCCAUUGGAGAGGGAGUCAAGCCUUUGGAGUGGGCUGUAAUCGGUUAGAUAGAAGGAGGAAUUUGCCAUCAAGAGCGAGAAGAGAGGAAGCAAGAUACGAUAAGGCGGUGUGCUAAUACGUGAAGCACUACACCAACAGGCAUCGUCUCGACUGCCUAUCUUAAUGCGGCCUCUCCAUGUGCUGGAAUUGCUUCAUGUGCUGGGAUUUCUUACAAUCUUGGGCGGGGCCGAUGGCUUUGUUUUCGGCGCUGCGAGCGCAAAGCCAGGUGUCCUGAGGUUGGGUGCUGCGAGGACUAACGACGGCGAUAGUAGCAAGAGCGGCGGGGCGAAAGCUAGAGAUUUGGCGGUGGCUUCUCGGCACUCAAGAUCGCCUCCUGCACAACCACUGCAGCAGACGCCGUGGCUUGCUGAUAUCAUGGCAUCGUGGUUCAAUCUUCCUUUGCGAAACACAUCACCUUCGGGUGGGACAAAGCGGAGGUCUACGCGCGACGACAUCCGGGCCGAUAUUCUAAAGCUCCGGGUAUCCAACGCCGAUCUCAGGGAAGAGGUACUCGCCCUGCGCAACUCCAUGGUCCAGCGCGGCUUUUUCCCUGUCGAUGAUGUCUUCGCGACCGCGACCGCGACCGCGACAGGAGGGACGCCUGCUUCGGGCAACGGGCAACAACCCCCGACAUCCGAAGGAGGCGACCCGAAGCCGCCGGCGAAGCUCCAGCGGGAGGCCCGCCUGGCUGCCCUUGUGGUGUUGUGGGGAGCGGCGGUUGCCCUCGGGGGAGUGUUCGUGCCCAUCGCCAUCGGGGUUGGGGCGGCGCGCUCGCUGCGCUGGCUGGACAACGGCGGCACGCUCGUGCCAAAGAGGUGGAGUCGCCCGCUUGGUAGAGGGUGGAGACGGGCGCGCGCUCUGAGCUUUGUGCCGGUGCUGGCGCGCCCGCCGAGGGACGGGGGUGGCGGUGGCGAGGGGCUGGUGACCGGAGAAGCUCUCGCCGAUGCCUGGGACGAGAUGUACCCUCCUCGGCAACGGUAGUGCUCGCGGCAUCGCCCUGACGUCGCGAGAGCCGUCGGUUUCGCUCGUCCUGAAAAGCCCAUGUCCACGUUGCGCUAGCAAUACAUAUUAGCGCUCUCUUUGUACAUACGAUGAUCCCACGUUUUGGGCGGUAAAGAAAAAGCGGCACGAUCAACGCUAUGCAACGAUGCGCGUCCACAGAGCGUCUCCGAGCGACUGUCUCGGUCUUCUGGUUUGUUGUAGUGCGGGGGGCGGGGUCGGCGCAAACGUGAGUCCGGGUCAAUUUCACGGGCUCGCCAGAGGACCAAUCAGGGUCAGCACGAGUUUCACCUGUCGUACCUGUCGACCAGACAUAUUGUUUUGUAUUUUAUUCUUGUGGGGACGCAUGUUGAUAGGGCGCCCGUUGGGCGAGUUUUCUAAACGGGUUUUGUACAAAUCAUAAGAUCAUAAGUCAUCGAUGUGUGGCGCGGACACAGCAGUAGCGUGGCCUUUGGACGGUUGUGAUCGAAUCACCGUAGCUCGUUCGUAUGCUAUAAUAACUUCUCCAGCAGCCAGCGCACCUGUAUACUACUAGUAGUACUUUAUGUGACUUGCGGAAAAUACUGGGGGGUUGUAGGGUUGGGUGUCUUGCCUGUGUCUGUCUUGUCUGUCUGUCUGCCCAUUGGGGCGUAGUGAGCGAAGCGAGCAAAACGGAACGCUGUUGCCGCGCAAUGAUUUCCACUCUUUCUUUUCACAUCCCACGGGAUGUCUAACGCAGCAGCAUACCGUCAGUACGUGUCAGAGCUUGGCUACACCCACGAGACAAAAAAUAUACCGGUAAGGCGCUGGCGGAACACGGGUGCAACAUAAGACGAGUGUUGCCGUAUAGUAUCAUAUCUGAGCAAGAUGGGGUCCGUUGUUUCUGUCGUGUUCAUGAGGGGCAUGAGCUUGUCGUUUUGGUAACGUUCACAUCGCGCGCAUGUGCAACGUCCUGGUGUGUAGUGCCUACUUACCUUACCGAUGUGUUUUUCAUUUUGUAUCUCGCCAUGUAGCUGUCUUGGAUGGUUGUGGUUGGAUGGUUGUUGAGAUGCUAUUUGGGGGAUCUCUCUUUUGGCGCUGUACCAGCUACGAGCGAGGAUGGCUCUUCUACUAUGUAGUAGGAAUUUUGUUAUUUCCAAAGGCUUAAUUUCCAUAUCUUGCAUUUUGUUUAGGCUCGCGAUGCCGCGGUCAGACAAGGGGCAAAAACUAUUGCGGGCUGGUGAAGAAGAGGUGGUCAAUGUU
Molecule: messenger RNA, 2339 nt
Organism: Ectocarpus siliculosus
Lineage: Eukaryota; Phaeophyceae; Ectocarpales; Ectocarpaceae
Source: the annotation of a GenBank genome assembly